ACAAAAGAAAAGAAAAGAAAAGAAAAGAAAACAGAGCCAAAAAGAAAGAGAAAACCAUUAAAGGCUAUUCAUCAUCGAAACCAACAACAAUAACAACAAGAACAAGACAGGACACAACUAUCUCUUCCUCCUCUUUUAUUAAUUUCGUGUCUUGGUAAUCCGCGUCUCUUCUCCUUCCUUCCCCUUCUUAUUAUUCAAUCUAUUAUUCCUUGUGAAUCUGAAGCCAAGCUCCACCGCCACCGCCACCGCCACCUCCCACGCCUGAAAAAUUAGGAGAGCAAAAAAAAAAAUUAAAGGAGAAAGUUCACCACAAGAGGGGACAAGUGCCAUUAUACUUGAUUUGCUAAUAGGCAAUAGAGAAAGUUUUGGACUCUCUCCAUGGCUCCUGGUGGAAGUACUUACAAAGAAGCCUUGGAGACUAACUCGAAAGGCUUUGAUUACGAGGUUAAGAUGGCUAAAACAGAGGCUAAUAACAACAAACCAGCCAAAGCAACUAGUGCCUCCUUUGGCAAAUACGCAAUCCACAAUAGCAAUGGUGUCUACGAGCUACUCGAAUGUCUCGUUUGCACAAAUCUAAUGUAUCCUCCGAUUCAUCAGUGUCCCAACGGCCACACGUUGUGUUCAAGCUGCAAACAAAAAGUGCAGAACACGUGCCCCACGUGCCGCUACGAGCUCGGCAACAUAAGAUGCCUGGCUCUCGAGAAGGUUGCCGAGUCAUUAGAGGUUUCGUGCCAAAACCUAGGGUGUCACGACAUUUUCCCGUACUACAGCAAGCUCAAGCACGAGCAGCACUGCAGGUUUCGAUCUUACAACUGUCCUUACGCUGGCGCCGAGUGCUCGGUGACCGGAGACAUUCCUACCCUCGUCGACCAUCUCAAAGAUGAUCAUAAAGUCGAUAUGCAUAGCGGUUGCACUUUCAACCACCGUUACGUCAAGUCGAAUCCUCAAGACGUUGAGAAUGCCACGUGGAUGCUCACGGUGUUCAACUGUUUUGGAAGACAGUUCUGUUUACACUUUGAGGCGUUUCAGCUGGGGACGGCACCGGUGUACAUGGCGUUUCUAAGGUUCAUGGGAGACGAGAACGAGGCUAAGAAGUUUAGUUACAGCUUGGAAGUUGGAGCUCACGGCCGUAAGCUGACGUGGCAAGGGAUUCCGAGAAGCAUCAGAGACGGUCACAGGAAGGUCCGUGAUAGUCAGGACGGACUCAUCAUCCCUAGAAACAUGGCUUUGUACUUUUCUGGCAGUGACAAAGAAGAGCUCAAGUUGAGAGUCACUGGACGGAUCUGGAGAGAGGAGUAAGUAGAUGACGACAAUGAUUGAUGGUGAUGUUUCUCAUGAGGCCAAAGUGAAGAAAAAAAAUCAUAAGGCUCUGUAAUGAUGAUUUUGAAUUGGAACUGAAACGGAUGAUGAGAUGUACAUAGCUGGUCUUGAGAGCUAUGAAACUCUUUUGUCUUGUAAUUUUCCUGAUUUGUUGGAAAAAUAAAGACAGUUUUCUGUUU
Molecule: messenger RNA, 1499 nt
Organism: Raphanus sativus (radish)
Lineage: Eukaryota; Viridiplantae; Streptophyta; Magnoliopsida; Brassicales; Brassicaceae
Product: putative E3 ubiquitin-protein ligase SINAT1
Exons: 4
Coding region: 379-1299 (306 amino acids)
Biological process (GO): ubiquitin-dependent protein catabolic process; multicellular organism development
Cellular component (GO): cytoplasm
Molecular function (GO): protein binding; zinc ion binding; ubiquitin protein ligase activity
Source: RefSeq, a predicted model, not a curated record